GGUUUAAGUUGGAAGAUGAGCGUCCCUGGUCUCCUUAUGGCGGCAGGGAGGUGGAGAUGCUUUCCAAUUCCUUUGGGGUCAUUCCCAUUCCAGGCUCUACGUAGUUCCUGCUGUCGGAAAAAAUCCACUGCACCUAAGAACAUUAUUCCCAAUGUUGCUUUUUGUGAUGAAAAUGCAAAGGAGUCUCAAAAUGCACUUGACAAGCUCUUUUCUUCAGAACAGCAGGCUUCCAUCUUGCAUGUGUUGAAUACGGCAUCUAAUAAAGAACUUGAAGCUUUCAAAUUGCUUCGUGGAAGAAGGUCCACCAAUAUUGUAGAGCACAGAGAAAAGUUUGGGCCAUUUCAGAAUUUGGAGAGUUUAAUGAAUGUGCCCCUGUUCCAGUAUAAAACUACAGUUCAAGUUUGUAACUCCAUACUUUGUCCAGAGACUGGAGGGAAAAAAAAGUUACAGGAAAACCGGCACCUGGGAAAGCUCAUCAAACCAGACAUAGGAAGAGAAAGACUUAAGGCAGUUAAUAGUAUCGUAUCUAUUGUUUUUGGUACUCGAAGAAUUGCCUGGGCUCACCUUGAUCGUAAAUUGGCAGUGUUGGACUGGCAGCAAAGUCCCUGUUGGAGAUUAUUGGACAGAACAUACUCAUCAUCUGUCUAUUUAGAAGAGAUUUCAUCCAUCAUUUCAAAGUUGCCUAAAGCAGAUUUCUAUGUUCUGGAAAAAACAGGACUUCCCAUUCAGAACUCAUCUCUGUUUCCUAUAUUGUUACAUUUUCAUAUCGUGGAAGCCAUGCUGUAUGCUUUAUUAAAUGAAACCUUUGCUCAGGAUGGGCAGCAUCAGGUGCUGAGCAUGAAUCGAAAUGCAGUGGGGAAGCACUUUGAACUGAUGAUCGGUGACUCCCGGACUAGUGGAAAAGAACUAGUGAAGCGGUUCCUCUCUGAGUCUGUCCUGAAGGCAGAUCCUCGGGUGGUCUUCCCAGCAGAUAAAGUAGUCCACUACAGACAGAUGUUUUCAUCUACUGAACCACAAAGAAUAGAAGAGUUAUAUGAUUCAUUAUUACAAGCUAUUGCCUUCUAUGAAUUAGCAGUUUUUGAUGCUAAGCCUUAGAAUUCUGAGGUUAAUGUACCUGCCCUAAUGUUAUAUUAACUUAUAUUUAUUAGCUCCAAAGUUGUAAAACCAAUAUUUUGAACAUCCAUGUUAAUGGAGAAGGAAACAUAUUUUGAGUGUAUUUUUAAUACACUCAAAGUUGUUUAAAAGUCUGACUUUCAGCUGUUGAAUGGUUUACACAAUAAGGAUCUAAUUCUAAAUCAAUAAAUACAGUAUUUUGAGAUUC
Propithecus coquereli (Coquerel's sifaka) is the source of this 1321-nucleotide messenger RNA. It is a transcript of the gene TEFM, whose product is annotated as transcription elongation factor, mitochondrial. The record is from RefSeq and is a predicted model, not a curated record. Gene Ontology annotation, cellular component: mitochondrial nucleoid. Gene Ontology annotation, molecular function: DNA polymerase processivity factor activity; nucleic acid binding. Lineage: Eukaryota; Metazoa; Chordata; Mammalia; Primates; Indriidae. Gene Ontology annotation, biological process: mitochondrial transcription; transcription elongation by mitochondrial RNA polymerase. Bases 16 to 1095 code for a protein of 359 amino acids. The transcript has 4 exons.